GGCGUUGCUCCUCGCAAGGUAAAGGUCGUCCGCGCAUGCGAUAGUCUUCAUACUGCAAGGCGCCGGCAUUCUCGAACGGUCACCGUGGUCUCGCAUUGCCAAGAUGUCUCGAUUCGCUGUGUUGGCGCUCUUCCUGGUGGCCAUUGUCGUGACGGGCGCCAGCGCUCAGGGCAGGCCCCGCCUGUGCUCCCUCUCACCUGACAGGGGACCCUGCCGCGGGAACAUCCCCCGCUUCUACUUUGACAGUUCGUCCAGAACGUGCCGCCGAUUCAUCUACGGUGGGUGCAAGGGCAACGAGAACCGUUUCAACACUCCUGGACAGUGCACCCGCGUCUGCGGCUGAGAUCGCUUACUGUAUUUUCAAAACCAGGCCGAAGCCAUGAUGUAAGAUUCUUCGGACAUCACGCUCUUUUUCGUGUCUUUACCAUAAGCUAAUAAAUUGAGGGUUCUGUUUCUUGCAA
Molecule: messenger RNA, 461 nt
Organism: Dermacentor silvarum
Lineage: Eukaryota; Metazoa; Arthropoda; Arachnida; Ixodida; Ixodidae
Product: isoinhibitor K
Exons: 2
Coding region: 104-343 (79 amino acids)
Molecular function (GO): serine-type endopeptidase inhibitor activity
Source: RefSeq, a predicted model, not a curated record